Molecule: messenger RNA, 606 nt
Organism: Triticum turgidum subsp. durum (durum wheat)
Lineage: Eukaryota; Viridiplantae; Streptophyta; Magnoliopsida; Poales; Poaceae
Source: the annotation of a GenBank genome assembly
AUGGUGGCAGCCUCGCCUCCCUCCCUCCACCUCGCCCUCCUCCUCUUUGCAGCCCACGCGGCCGUCGGCGGCGCCGCGGGGGCGGUCGGGGUGAGCGAAGGCGGGCAGCUGUGGUGCGUGGCGAAGAACAACGCCGAGGACGGCGCGCUGCAGUCGGCCAUCGACUGGGCCUGCGGCCCCAACGGCGGCGCCGACUGCCGUGCCAUCCAGCAGGGCGGCGCCUGCUACGAGCCGCCCGACCUCCUGGCGCACGCCUCCUACGCCUUCAACGACUACUUCCUCCGAUCCGGCGGCGCCGCCAGCCCCGCCGCCUGCGACUUCUCCGGCGCCGCCGCGCUCAUCGGCCUCAACCCUAAUGUUGGAUUAAUGCUAUGGAGUUGUAACACCGUGGUGUCGGUGCUGCCGCCGGCAUUUGUUUUUGCAGGUCAUGGGAACUGCGUGUUUCCUUCCAGUUCAUCCCCCAGAAAUGGCAGCUUCACGGGAAUAACAACCUAUGGUCGCACCGGUGCAGAUUUAAGCCAAAGUUCUUCAUGGCGACUCGACACCCGGUCAUUUAUUUUGUGCAUGUCUCUGUCUGUAACAUUUUUUGUUGCCUCGCAUUUCUGA